Erythranthe guttata (spotted monkey flower) is the source of this 1347-nucleotide messenger RNA. RefSeq names its product AmmeMemoRadiSam system protein B. NCBI's taxonomy places the organism in Eukaryota, Viridiplantae, Streptophyta, Magnoliopsida, Lamiales, Phrymaceae. The record is from RefSeq and is a predicted model, not a curated record.
CAGAAGGAAAAUGGUAUCCGGACCAACAAAGAGUUUAAAGUGGGUGGGGCCAACAAAACAAGGCCCAAUUAUCCGGCAUUGGGUCACUUUCUCUGGCGCACUUUGCGUCUGAAUUUAAUCUUCUUCUUCUUCUUCUCACACUAUUUUUUAUAUAUAUUAAUAUUAUAACAUAUCUUGUACCAAUUUACAGUAGAAGAAGAAUCUAUCAUCAUCAUCAUCAUCAUCAUCAUCAUCUAUUAGGUUUUGGAAUGGACAAGAUCAGGAGAGCAUCUCACGCUGGUUCAUGGUACACCGACAAUCCUAAAAAGUUAGGGGAAGAGCUUGAUGGGUGGCUUAGGGAUUGCGGGGUUGCCCAAUCUUCAGAUGUAAGAGCUGUUAUUGCACCUCAUGCAGGUUAUUCAUACUCUGGCCGUGCUGCAGCCUAUGCCUUUGGCAACAUUGAUCCUGAAAACAUCUCUAGGGUGUUUCUUCUUGGCCCAUCUCACCACCAUUACACUCCCAAAUGUGCUCUUUCAAAAGCUACACUCUACAAGACCCCCAUAGGUGACCUACCAAUUGAUCUACAAGUCAAUGAGGAGCUUAAAGCUACUGGGAAGUUUGAAUUCAUGGAUCUUCAUGUUGAUGAGGCUGAGCAUAGCAUGGAAAUGCACCUUCCCUAUCUAGUUAAAGUAUUCCAGGGGUAUUCUGUGAAAGUUGUGCCCAUUCUGGUCGGUGCUCUCAGUGCUGAAACUGAAGCCAUGUAUGGUCGACUAUUAGCCAAAUAUGUGGAUGAUCCAACAAAUUUCUUUUCUGUCUCUUCAGAUUUUUGUCACUGGGGUUCACGAUUCAACUACACGCAUUAUGAUAAAAAACAUGGAGCUAUCCACAAGUCUAUUGAGGCAUUGGAUAAAUCGGGAAUGGAUAUAAUAGAGACAGGAGAUCCAGAUGCAUUUAAGCAGUAUCUCUUGGAGACGGACAAUACUAUUUGUGGACGACAUCCAAUUAGUGUUUUUCUUCAUAUGUUGAAGAGUAGCUCAACAAAGAUAAAGAUUCGAUUUCUGCGAUACGAACAGUCAAGCCACUGCAAAUCCAUGAGAGACAGCAGUGUAAGUUAUGCCUCUGCAGCAGCAAAAGUUGAUGCUUGAAUUUGUGAGGUGGUGGCACAAGACCUUCCUUAUUUGAUAAAUUAGCAUUCAUGCCUCAGUUGAAUGUAACUUAUAACUUGUGAUUUCUGGCAAUAACAAAUUUGGUCUUAGUCUUCCUUUUAAGAAACAAUUCUUGAUAGUUUGUGUUUCUUUAAUCUGUCAAUGUUCUAUGGUGGUAACAACUCUUGUUCUCCAAAAAUGAAAUAUUAAUACUCUUGGUCUU